Molecule: messenger RNA, 580 nt
Organism: Cotesia glomerata
Lineage: Eukaryota; Metazoa; Arthropoda; Insecta; Hymenoptera; Braconidae
Exons: 4
Coding region: 169-537 (122 amino acids)
Source: RefSeq, a predicted model, not a curated record
UUUAGUAUUUUAACGAGGUCAUUAAUGAAAUAAUAAUUUGACGCAGUGAGAAUUAUUAUUAUAGACAUUAAAAUCAUAUUAUAGUUAUCAAAGAUAAGUCAUUUAACAAGACAUUACAGAGUUGACACGAAAGUUAUUACGUGAUACUAAAUAUUCUUCACGAAGAAAAUGAAGAAUCUAAUUAUUUUUUCUAUUUUCAUUGGAGCUAUUUUUUAUGCUAAAGGACAAGAACUGCCACCACCAUCAGUUGAUGAUAAUGAAUGCACUUACACUGGAGUUGAUUGUCCUGAUGUACCUUGUUGUUUCCCCGGGUACAAAUGUAGAUUAGCAGGACUGAGCAAGUAUAAUCCAGCGUUUUCCACACUUUCGAGAGCUUAUAAUAAAACGUGGAUGUGCCUGAGUGAAGUUAACUUUGGAGAUCCGUGUCUAUAUGAUGAAGAAUGUAUGCAUAUAGAAAACGCGAAAUGUAUCGAAUUAACAUGUCAAUGUGAAGAAAAGUCUUUUUUAUAUUAUCCUGAUGUUCAAAAAUGUCACUAGAUCAGUGGGAAUUAAUUUGUACAUAAAGAGAAAAAAAUUAUUU